CCGCGGCUGGAGAGUUUGGACUGGCGGCGGCUGAGCGCCAUCGACGUGGACAAGGUGGCGGGAGCCGUGGACGUGCUGACACUGCAGGAGAACAUCAUGAACAUCACCUUCUGCAAGCUGGAGGAUGAGAAGUGCCCGCACUGCCAGUCGGGGGUGGACCCGGUGCUGCUGAAGCUCAUCCGCCUGGCGCAGCUCACCAUUGAGUACCUGCUACACUCGCAGGAGUUCCUCACCUCGCAGCUGCACUCCCUGGAGGAGCGGCUGCGCCUGAGCCUGAGCGACUGCGAGCAGAGCAAGAAGAUGCUCACCAAGCAGGCGGGGGAGAUCAAGCUCCUCAAGGAAGAGUGCAAGCGCAGGAAGAAGAUGAUCUCCACCCAGCAGCUCAUGAUCGAGGCCAAAGCCAGCUAUUACCAGUGCCAUUUUUGUGACAAGGCCUUUAUGAACCAAGCUUUUCUACAAAGUCACAUUCAACGCCGCCACCCUGAAGAUUCUCACCUGGAGUAUAAGAAACAAGCACAGACGGAUAAACUCCAGAGUGAGAUCGACAUGUUGAAGGAACAGCUGCAACUCACCAAGUCUCAGUUGGAGGCGGCACAGCAUGCCCAUGCGGUCAGAUUCUCAAAGGAAUAUGAACUGCAGAAAACAAAAGAGGAAGAAUUUCUGAAGUCAUUUGAUAGAUGGAAGGAAGAAGAAAAGGAGAAGCUAGUUGAUGAAAUGGAAAAAGUCAAGGAGAUGUUUAUGAAGGAGUUUAAAGAAUUAACUUCCAAGAAUUCAUCCUUAGAAUAUCAAUUGUCAGAAAUCCAGAAGUCCAAUAUGCAGAUCAAGUCCAACAUAGGCACAUUAAAAGAUGCACAUGAGUUUAAAGAAGACCGUCCUCCAUAUCCCCAGGAUUUCCAGAAUGUGAUGCAGCUUCUCGAUAGUCAGGAAAGCAAGUGGACAGCUCGAGUUCAAGCUCUUCAACAAGAACAUGAGAAAGAGAAGAAUCAGCUUCAGUUACAUAUAGACAAACUUCGAGCCUCCAUAAUAGACGAUCUAAAUACAAGUAAUGUUUUCUACAAGAAAAGGAUGGAAGAGCUAGGGCAGAGGCUGCAGGAGAAGAAUGAGCUGAUAAUUACUCAGAGACGGCAGAUUAAAGAAUUUACCAGUAAACCAGUAAAUGGUGUCGGUGAACCCAAAGGGAAUCCUUCAGCCUGGCAGGCUUUUGAAUCUAAGCCAGCUGCCCCAGUUGUACCCACCAGCGCCCCAGUCCCACAGUCUUUGGAAGCUAAAUCAUGUCUAACGAUGGCACACGACCAGGCAUUCCCGUCGCACAUACUGGAACCAAUAGAAGAACUUUCAGAGGAAGAAAAAGGAAGGGAAAAUGAACAAAAAUUAAAUAACAGCAAGGUGCAUUUAAGGAAAGUUUUGAAGAGCAAUCCUUCCCUCACUAAGGAAAUAAGAACAGUCUUGGAGCAGAGCCUGGUGGAAAAAUUGGAAACUUUGGGAAUUAAUGCAGAUAUCCGUGGUAUUCCAAGUGAUCACAUGAGUAGAGUGCUAAGAACUGUGGAAUCAGCAAGACGUGAGCGAGAAAGGCAGAUGCCUAACAUUCAGCAAAUUCGAGAAUUCCUGGAACACCAGGUCAGCUGCAAAAUUGAGGAGAAAACAUUACUCUCUUCAGAUAAGUACAGUAUUUCUCAGAUGGACGCCCUUUCAACUGGAGAAGUACCCAAAGCCAUACGGCAUCCUUCCAAAAGCAAACAAUUGGUUAGACAAAGACCUGUUUUUACUGAUAAGAUAUCUGUUCCAAAAAGUAAGAAAAACAUAGAAGAUCUUUUCCCCAAAAAGUCUUCAAGUAUUACGACCCCGCCCUUCAGUUCAGAGGAGGAGCUAGACGAAGACGACUUCAUCCAGGCCUACACGUCCCCGGACCUGCUUCUUGUACCACCCUCUAAAAGCAGCAAGAACGGCUGUGGAAAGAGCGCUGCCAAACAGGACGCAGACUGGACUGAGGGAAGUGAAAUCAGGGACUUUGAUGUCCCCCCCAAGCCCACAGGAACCUCCAUUAAAACCAUAACUGAGAAAGUUGAAAAGAUGGCUGCACAUCACAGAAACGUGAAUAAACCAGUUGGUGGGAUUAAUGUCACUGAGGCAUUUAUCAAAAAAGAAGUCCAAGAAGAUUUAAAGUGUGCAGACGUGGAUGACGACGACUGGGACAUCUCGUCCUUGGAGGAAGAGAAAAAACCUGGGAAAGAACAGAAGGAAACUCCACCUGUGAAGAAUGAGUCACAUCCCACUCAAGUGCCAAAUGCCUGGGGAGCGUCUAAUCCCAAGGGGUCAAAGGGAGAAGGACUUCAAGACAUUGAGUCGAGCACAUUAAAAAGCAGCUUAAUAACUGUGACAGACUGGAGCGACUCCUCAGACGUAUAGUUCCAAGUUCACAUGGUGGAAGAUUCUUCCAGAAGCCAACAGCAUCUCCGUAUCACAGUGUUUCAGUAACCUGCCCCAAUGGUUCUGGGGCUCCUGCCUUAGAGCACUUUCCAGGCAGUAAGGAGCCCAUUUAAAGAACAAGGGUCUCAAACGGUGCUUGACCCAGUCUUGAAAAACAAUGUGUCAACAGUAUUUUGAAGCAUUUAAAUAGGUGUUUAAGACUUCUGCUGCUUAAAAAUAACAUGUUAUCAAAGUCAUAAAAAGUUAUUCUUCAGAAUGGUACUCUAGUGUUAAGUGUAUUUUUUUUUAACUUACAGGUUUUGGUUUGAAUUAUUAAAA
Molecule: messenger RNA, 2745 nt
Organism: Tupaia belangeri chinensis (Chinese tree shrew)
Lineage: Eukaryota; Metazoa; Chordata; Mammalia; Scandentia; Tupaiidae
Gene: DZIP1
Product: DAZ interacting zinc finger protein 1
Biological process (GO): cilium assembly
Cellular component (GO): ciliary basal body; cytoplasm
Source: RefSeq, a predicted model, not a curated record